AUGGCGGACGUUGAAAUGAAGGAGGCAGAGACCUCUUCCAGCAAGAGCAAAGCUGUUGCCAAGGGUGCCGACUCAUCCAGCGACAAGAAGAAGUUCGAAGUGAAAAAGUGGAACGCCGUCGCUCUCUGGGCCUGGGACAUUGUCGUCGACAACUGCGCCAUCUGUCGAAACCAUAUCAUGGACUUGUGCAUCGAGUGCCAGGCGAACCAAGGAUCAACAACUACGGAGGAGUGUACUGUCGCCUGGGGAAUCUGCAACCACGCAUUCCACUUCCACUGCAUCUCGCGAUGGCUGAAGACCCGACAAGUUUGCCCGCUCGACAACCGAGACUGGGAGUUCCAGAAGUAUGGACGGUAA
Molecule: messenger RNA, 357 nt
Organism: Penicillium oxalicum
Lineage: Eukaryota; Fungi; Ascomycota; Eurotiomycetes; Eurotiales; Aspergillaceae
Product: SCF ubiquitin ligase complex subunit HRT1
Exons: 4
Coding region: 1-357 (118 amino acids)
Biological process (GO): protein ubiquitination; ubiquitin-dependent protein catabolic process
Cellular component (GO): nucleus; cullin-RING ubiquitin ligase complex
Molecular function (GO): zinc ion binding; cullin family protein binding; ubiquitin protein ligase activity
Source: RefSeq, a predicted model, not a curated record